Molecule: messenger RNA, 1191 nt
Organism: Acanthosepion pharaonis
Lineage: Eukaryota; Metazoa; Mollusca; Cephalopoda; Sepiida; Sepiidae
Source: the annotation of a GenBank genome assembly
AUGGCCUGCAAAUACAGACGACACGCUGCCGGUUUUGUUGUUGUUUUGUAUUUUUUAUUUUUUUACUAUUAUUUAUUUUAUUAUUUUGUCUUUCUUCUCAUCUCGACCACUUUUUUCUUCUUAUUUCUCUCCUCUCCUCUUUCGUUUCAGUUUUCUUUUCCUUUUUCCUUUUAUUAUCACUCUCUGUUGAUACUAACCUUUUUCCUUUCGCUUUUCCUUUCUUGUGAUGCUCCUCAAUAUUACUUUAAUUCCUCAUUCUCCGCCAUUCUCUUAGUCCUUUCUUCUUUUUCUAUUUUGUUUGUUUCUUCCCUUACUUUUGUCUUCGGCUUCUUUUCCCUCAUCUCUCUCCAUUUCUCUUUCGUCGAAUCUGACAAUUCUCUUUACUUGUUUAUCGUCCGCUUUGCUUCUCUUUUUGUUUGGGAUAAUUUUUUUUAUUAUUAUUUAUUACAUUUCUAUCUUUAUCACUUUCUCAAAUCAAUAUUUCCUUUAACCCUUUCUUUUAUUUCUUCUCGUCAUCUUUUCUCUAUUUCUUCCUUUCAACAUUUCUUUCCUUUUUCUCUUCCUUUUUCUUCUUUACCUACUUUCUUUUCCUCGGUCUGUUCUUUCCGUUUUUUUAAUAUAGUUUCUCUCUUGUUUAUACAUCUUUCUUUUUUUAGGAAUUAUCUCUCCAUCUUUCUCUCUCUGUGUAUACGCCGCCCCUUCGUAAAUGUUUCUCUAUCUAUAUUUCCUUUUCUUUUUUUUACGCCUUUCAUUCCUAACCUCUUUCGGCUCCUAUCUUAUCUCUUUUUCACCCCCUGUUUCUUUCUCUCACUCUGUCUGUCUGUCUGUCUGUCUCUUUCUUUCUCUCUCUCUCUCUCUCUCUCCUCCCUCAUUUCCAUCUCCUCUCUUUUUCUAUCUCUACAUUCUCUUUUUUACUUUUUCUCUUUUUUCUUUUUCUCUCCUCUUCUUAGUUGUUUUGCCCGUCUUUAUAUCUUUUUCUUUUUCACCCCGUCCCUGUCACUUUCUUUUUACUUUUACUAUUUUUCUCUUUUCGUAUCUCUUUCUUUUUUUCUCUUUCCGUUCCUUUCUAAAUCGAUCUCUUUCCCUUCUUUCUCCUUUCUUUUUCUAUUUUUUUCUUUAUUUUUUCCUCUUUCUGUUUUCAUCCUUCUCGUACUCCUUUCUCUUUCUUUCAUUUUACUAACUCGUUUUUGA